AUUUAUUUUUACAGAGAUCUGUCGAAAAAUCUUAUCCGAUCUCUGCCGUCUUUGGCUUUUCACAAUUUACGAUCGCUGGUGAAUUUGUCGCUUGCCAGGAACGAAAUUUCCAGGCUCGAUGACGGAGCAUUCUUUGGCUGCGAAUCAUUGCUGGCUUUGAAUCUGUCUCAAAACCACAUCCGUACAAUUUCUGAUGAGUGGCUCUUUGGACUGAAUGGGCUUCAGGAAUUAGAUCUUUCCUACAAUCACAUCGCUUCAUUUGAUGCGAAUUCAUGGAAGCAAUGCUCAGAGCUGAGAUGGUUAUCACUUCAUCGGAAUCAGCUCCACUUUCUUCCAUCCGGAGCAUUCCGCCUAUUGCCUCGACUCGAAUAUCUUCGAUUAUCCGGCAAUUCAAUCGAAUCCCUUCAUAAGACGGCCAUGACCGGUUUGGAUCAUCUCAAUGAGCUGGACCUCUCAUCCAACUUGCUUGCUGUAUGCCUCGAAGACAACGCCAUGCUGUACAAUACAUCGCUGCCAUUUUUGAGAUCGUUGAAAUUCCGAGAUAAUCAGCUUCGAGUUAUUCCAAGCAGAGCGUUCGAGAGAUUUCCUGCUUUGGAGCAUCUCGAUUUGGCCGACAAUCCAAUUACCACCAUACAUCCGGGUGCUUUCAGCCCACUUCAGCUACAGGAACUAUAUCUAGACAGUUCGGCAUUACUAUGCGAUUGCCAUUUGGCAUGGUUCUCAUCGUGGUUUGUCUCUUCGAAGCUCUCCCGUCGUACCGUCCACACCCGAUGUGCCCAUCCCAUUCCGCUCAGUGGUAUCGAUGUUUUCGCUAUCGACUCCAACAAUCUCACAUGCGUGGAUGACUCACCUCGUGCACGUAUCAUCGAACAUCCGGCCACCAGUGUUAGCACUCUAGUGGGAGGACAAGCUCGGUUCACAUGUUCAGGAUACGGACAUGCCCCUCUUCAAGUCGAGUGGCGUGUGAUUGAAAAUGGCCGUCCUCGUACUUUGGAGCCCGAUUCAACUACAAUAAUGAAUGUCAAUCAUAGUGCAAUAGUGAAUGGAACCAUCAAUGGACAGGAGUUGGCAAACGCAGAGCUGCUGCUUCUGGACGUCUCAAUGUCUGAUAAAGCUGAGUACCAAUGUGUGGUCCGGAAUCGAUUCGCAGCCGAACAUAGUAUCCGAUCAGUUUUGAAGAUAUUCCAAGUGCCGAUAUUUUCAAACGAGCCAGACGAUAUGUCACUUCUUGUCGGACAGAAUGCAAAGAUUAUGUGUGCUGCCACAGGGAUCCCUCCUCCUGUAAUCAAGUGGUCUAAGGAUGGUGGAGCUUCUUUUCCUGCGGCGCUUCAACAUCGUUUGUUUGUGCGUCCGAAUGAUGACCAUCUCUACGUAGUGAACGUCACCACGGAGGAUCAAGGAGUGUACACAUGCCAUGCUGUGAACGAAGCCGGAGCUAUACAAGCCAGCGCAACUCUGCGGAUUUUUGGUAUACUGGACCACAUUGUUGUAUAA
Haemonchus placei is the source of this 1494-nucleotide messenger RNA. The record is from the annotation of a GenBank genome assembly. NCBI's taxonomy places the organism in Eukaryota, Metazoa, Nematoda, Chromadorea, Rhabditida, Trichostrongylidae.